GUGUAGAAGAGCAGGUGUGAUUCAUUGCCCUCCUGGCCUCCUGCCCUCCUGCACAACCCUCUCAAAGACUCCGCUGAAGUGUAGAGGGAACUGUGCUCUGGGUUACGUCACCAUCAGGCCCCUCGGCCCCCUCGUUGAUAAAAGGGCUCCUACUACUAACACCGAUGGACAGGACAAUUGCUGAAGAUCCCUACAUCGGCUUCAGGGUUAAGUCCGACUAAAUCCUACCACUACAGAUUCGACUGGCCCUGUGUUCUACGGUUGAUGGUUAGGUGCACACCAGAUACCUGAUAGAUCGACACUUAUGAUGGAGAUAGGUAGGAGACGGUUUUGUUUCUGAGUUCGAGAGGGUGAGAGAGACUAUAAAGUCCUUUGCCGUGCACACAUUCAUGCAAAAUCAGACGCUAUAGACCUUCUACAUACGAAAUCCCAUCAUGACUACCAUACUAAUCACAGGCGCCAACCGUGGCAUUGGACGAGGAAUCGCAGACAUUUUCCUCUCACGACCCAACACUACGUUGAUAGCCCUGGUUCGAGACACAUCAGACGAAACGACAAAAUCUCUCAAACCUCUUUCUGAAGGCAGUGCCGUUGUCGUCUUACCAUACGAUGCGAGCGACAACACAUCCGCACAAACCGCCAUUGAAGUCCUCCAAACUCAACACCACAUCACAUCACUAGACAUAGUCAUCGCCAACGCAGGCAUCCAAACCUGGCAAGGUCCCUCCAUCGAAACUCCUCCGGAAGCCAUGAUGUCGCAUUUUCAAAUCAACACCAUUGCACCGCUACAACUAUUCAAAGCAACACUCCCUCUUCUUCAGCACCGAACAUCAUCAUCAUCAAAGACCUCCUCCCCCUCUCCACCCAAAUUCUUCACCAUUUCAUCGAGUGUCGGAUCUACGGAACUCAUUCCCCAAAGACAUCAUCUCAGAGUCCUGCCGUAUGCGACUUCCAAAGCCGCAGUCAACCAUGUCAUGCAUAAGUUACAUUCCGAGCAUCCUGAGAUUGUCAUCGAGUUACUGGCCCCGGGAUACGUAGCUACGAAUCUGUCUCGCGGUUUGAAAUUGGAGGGUUCCACUGUCAAUCAGACGGGUAUGGUGCCGAUUGAAGAUAGUACAGCGGGUUUGGUCAAACAGAUUGAUAUGGCGAAUCUGGAGAAUACUAAGGGAGCCUUGACGACUUGGAAGGGAGAGGUCGUGCCUUGGUAGGAUGAGCAGACUAAAAAGAAAAGAACUUUGCCACUGUCUA
Molecule: messenger RNA, 1248 nt
Organism: Exophiala mesophila
Lineage: Eukaryota; Fungi; Ascomycota; Eurotiomycetes; Chaetothyriales; Herpotrichiellaceae
Exons: 1
Coding region: 435-1208 (257 amino acids)
Source: RefSeq, a predicted model, not a curated record